AUGCUGCGACGGCCUCCAGCCGAAGGAAGGCUUGCCGCUGACCCGCGGAUGACGAAGGUCUUCCUCGUCCUGGCCGUUAUUCUCUUGUCUUGGUUUCCGCUUGCAGAUGCUCAGCAGCAGCAGCACUCGAUAGGACAUCAAGAAUUACCAAUCGCCCAGGCCCUACGCAACAGCGGUCAGCACGCCGAGCAUCGAAAUCAACAUUACGACCACGACCAGGAAGAACGGGAACAGGAAUCGACCAGCAAUCGUGCCGAGUCGAGAUCGCCAUUCGAGGGACACGAAUCGUCUCGCAAGCUCGCAUCAACCGUUUCAAAGGCAUCCCAUCUCCCAAAGGCAGGAUUGCCUAAGCCCGAUAGUGGGCACCAAGCCGUAACAACGGCCUACACAAACAAACAUGCCACUAGGCAGUCGCGAUCACUUGGUCGCAAUUACCCCGAUCCUCACGAUGCGAGCGCCCUCGCGACUGUGGCUCCGGAAUAUCCCGUUCGAGCCGCCAAAUCUCCACGACACCCAUCCAGCAUCCUCUCAGGCGCUGGGUUGUCCUCGCCGCAGUCUGCGCGGAGUCUGGAGAGAUGGGAAGUGGAAGACUAUGUUCUUCUGGCGACCGUCGAUGGACAUCUCAGGGCCGUCAGUAAAGAAUCUGGCGAAGAACGUUGGCACCUCGUAGUUGAGGAGCCAGCCGUUGAGACUAUCCACCAUCGACCAAACACAACAUUCCUCGACGAAGAUAGCCGACUUCCUCACGAUGACUAUGUUUGGGCCAUCGAGCCUUCACACACCGGCCCGGUGUAUGUUUGGAUGUCCUCUGCGCAUGGCUCUGGUCUGAUGAGUGCCGGCUUCACCAUGAAGCAACUCGUCGAUGAGUACAGUCCCUACGCAGUUCAUGACCCUCCAGUCGUAUACACUGGCGACAAAAAGACUACUAUGUACAUACUCAAUGCUGCCAAGGGCCAAGUUUUGCGGUGGUAUGGGCAAGGCGAAGGGCAGGUCGCUCCUGUGGCGACAUGCUUCCAGCCAACCGGUUUUGUUGAUGCGGACAUGGAAGAAUGCGCCGGGACAAUUGCUCUCAGUCGUACCGAGUAUACUGUCAACAUCCACCAUCAGGACGACGGCAGAUUGGUUGCCACUCUGCGUUAUCGCGAAUGGGGCCCCAACGCAUUUGACAACGACCUGCACAGGCAAUAUAGCAGUACACGCGACAAUCGCUAUUUGACAAGCCGCCAUGACGGUCGACUAUAUGCACUCGACGACAGCGCCGAUUUGCAAUCAAUAUCUGUUGCAUUCCCAGCACCGGUGGCGCGAGUCUUUGAUAUAGCCCGGCCACAAGAUGUCCCUCGUGGCGGCAACCCUGAGCUUGUACUUCUGCCGCAGCCUGCACCUCCCAUUACGGAGCGCGAGUCAGCCAGGGCUCGAACUUCUAGUAUCUAUCUUAACAAGACUGAAACUGGUAGCUGGUAUGCUCUGUCUGGCACUCUCUAUCCACUUGUUGUUGACGCUCCACGCGCAACGGUUAAUUUGAGAGACGAGGAUGAUCUCGACAAGUACAGCAACGAGAUCCGCGAUGACAGUCUAGUAGGGACUCACUCCCUAGGAAGCUUCACGGGCGAUGAAUUCGUCCAAGGUGCACCGCAAUGGCCUAGCCUUCCAGCACUUCCUGGGCCUGAAUCGAAUGCAGCUAUGCCCAAAAACACCUCUACCGGUUCACUUCCAAGCGAUAAGACCCCAGGCUUGAAGCGCAGUGUCAGCAUCAAGUCAAUGCCUAGCUACGUCGUUACGAGCGUAAAACAGUUAUUCGAAAACCCUAUUUUGUACUUGAUUGCUCUGUCUAUUCUGGCACUGUGGUAUAAAACACGCAGUGCUCACGUGACUGUUCACGAGUUGCGCGGUCGGAAGUCACUCGACGCAACCUACCAACCCGUUGAACCCAUAAAGAUCCACGACCAAACAAGCGCGGUUGACGAGCUUCUCGAACCUCCGUCUCUUCCGAAGGUCCCCGAACCUUCCCAGGAAGACCAGGCAGUGGAGAUUGAAGACAACAAUAAACAAGAGGCACACAACACGAUACCAGCACCAGAAACGUGGAGCAAGGAGCAAGAUCAAGAACGGGUGCAGGUACCACAACCUGAUCUUCAGCCGACCACCGAAUCUCCGGAAAAGAAGAAGGCCCAUCGCGGAAGAAGGGGCGGUGUUAAACACAGGAAGAAGAAUCGGGAUCCUUCCUCGCACCAGGAUGCAAAACUAGUUGAAGUAGACCCUGUUGCACAAGUCGAUCAGAUGGUCGAAGCUCGAGAGCCACAGCUUAACCCCAAUAUCAAGUCCAUCGGCAAAGCUGAUGACAUCAGCGUAGGUGGCUUCGAAAUUAACGGGCUAAAGGUUGACCUGGACGAGCAGCUUGGGAUGGGCAGUAAUGGUACUGUCGUGUUCCCCGGAACCUUCCAUGGUCGUGAGAUCGCCGUAAAGCGCAUGCUACACGAAUUCAACGAUCUUGCCACGCGAGAGACGAAGUUACUUUUAGAGAGCGAUAAUCAUCCUAAUGUCAUUCAAUACUACGCCAUUCAUAGGGAUAAGACGUUUCUUUACAUCGCUUUGGAGCGUUGUCAGGCUUCCCUUGCUGAUAUCAUUGACAAGCCGCACAUGUUUAAAGAGUUGGCGCAUGCAGGCGAGCGAGAUAUUCCCAAUGUGCUUCUCCAGAUAGCUAAUGGGGUGAGUCAUCUACAUGACUUGAGAAUUGUACAUCGGGACCUCAAGCCACAGAAUAUCCUUGUGACCGUGGCAAAAGAUGGCAAGCCUAGGCUCGUGGUCUCGGAUUUCGGCCUGUGUAAGAAAUUGGACGGAGCACAAUCGUCUUUCGGCCAUACAGCUACCCGACCAGCGGGAACCUCUGGAUGGCGAGCGCCAGAGCUUCUGGCCGAAGAAGAUGCUCGUGAGAAUCCCACCUCCAUGGCAAGUACACACAGCGAAUCGAGUGUAUUGAUGGGAGGGGAAAGCGGACCCAACAGACGCGCCACCCGAGCCAUUGAUAUAUUCAGUUUGGGCCUCGUCUUCUUCUACGUACUCACCAAAGGAAGUCACCCCUUCGACUGUGGCGACCGCUACAUGCGUGAGGUCAACAUUCGCAAAGGCCAUUUGAACCUGCAGCCUCUCGAUGUGCUGGGUGACUUUGCAUUCGAAGCAAGGGAUUUGAUUGGUGCUAUGCUCCGCACAGAUCCUCGCAGUCGGCCAAGAACUCGAGACGUUAUGGCCCACCCCUUCUUCUGGGACUCGAAGAAGCGUCUGUCAUUCCUCUGUGACGUUUCCGAUCAUUUCGAAAAAGAACAGCGGGAUCCUCCAUCGGAUGCGUUGGUCACGCUCGAGUCUUUUGCACCUAGGGUAUGCCGAGGCGAUUUUCUCAAGGUGUUGCCUAAAGACUUUGUCGAAAGUCUUGGAAAACAACGCAAGUACACUGGUGCGCGUCUCCUUGAUCUGCUUCGUGCUCUCAGGAAUAAGUGGAAUCAUCGGGAAGACCUGAGUGAAUCACUGAAGAAGUCCGUCGGCACCAGCCACGAGGAAUAUCUUGGAUUCUGGACGCGACGUUUUCCCAACCUGCUGGUCGGCUGCUGUGAUGUCAUCUGGAACUUGGAGCUGACCGACGCUGUUCGGUUCAAGGAAUAUUUUGAGCCAAUGAAGCCAUAG
Messenger RNA from Truncatella angustata, 3675 nucleotides. RefSeq lists its product as uncharacterized. The transcript has 2 exons. Gene Ontology annotation, molecular function: protein serine/threonine kinase activity; RNA endonuclease activity; ATP binding. The record is from RefSeq and is a predicted model, not a curated record. NCBI's taxonomy places the organism in Eukaryota, Fungi, Ascomycota, Sordariomycetes, Amphisphaeriales, Sporocadaceae. Bases 1 to 3675 code for a protein of 1224 amino acids. Gene Ontology annotation, biological process: protein phosphorylation; intrinsic apoptotic signaling pathway in response to endoplasmic reticulum stress; mRNA processing. Gene Ontology annotation, cellular component: IRE1-TRAF2-ASK1 complex.